AUGGCGGUUAAUGUCAGCGAAGAAAACAUCCAGGAGCUGCGUCAUCGGCUCGAGGAUGCGGCGAUCAAAUGCUCUGAGCGAUGUUUAUACCAGUCUGCAAAGUGGGCAGCAGAGAUGCUCGAUUCUGUAAUACCAAUCGAGCAACUGGGGGAUGACGAUACAGAACCAGAAUCCUCAAUGGACUUUUCAACUACCGCCGAAAACCCAUUUCUUGGGAAUCCCGACCCCGAAGAAGGAGCAUUAGAAGCUAAGGAGGCUCAUAAAUAUAUGCUUGCUAAAUCCUACUUUGAUACCCGCGAAUAUGACCGCUGCGCCGCCGUUUUCCUUCCUCCAUCAAUGUCCGCAAUUCCUCUUGCCAUGCCGGCCUCUACGCCGAAGACAAAAGCACACUUGAUGCCGCACAAGGGAAAAGAGAAGUCAGUAUCGUUUGGUAUUCCUUCUGGAGACUCUACAUCUCGCAACCCCUUUCCGCAGAUAAGUCAGAAAUCUCUGUUUUUGACUUUAUACGCCAAGUACCUAGCAGGUGAGAAACGCAAAGAUGAGGAGACAGAGAUGGUACUUGGCCCGGCGGACGGAGGAAUGACGGUAAACCACGAACUGCACGCUCUUGCUUCGGGAUUAGAAAGCUGGUUUUCCAACCGCCAAGAACAAGGCAUGGAUUCUAGCGGCCAAGGGUGGCUAGAAUAUUUGUAUGGGGUUGUUCUUUUAAAGUCCAAAAAUGAAGUGGAAGCAAAGAAAUGGCUUGUAAAGAGUGUACAUCUAUACCCGUUUCAUUGGGGUGCUUGGCAGGAAUUAAACGAUCUCCUAACCAGUACUGAUGAUUUGAAACGAAUAGUCGAGGACCUGCCCCAGAAUAUAAUGACGUUGAUGUUUCAUCUCUAUUGUAGCCAGGAGCUUUAUCAAGCCACAGAUGCAACUUACCAGACCCUUGUUGAGCUUGAAAACAUAUUUCCUUUCAGCGCAUUUCUCAAAACCCAGCGAGCCCUGCUCUACUACCAUUCAAAAGAUUUCGAACAAGCAUCGUAUCUUUUUUCGGAACUUCUUAUCAACCAUCCUCAUCGUUUAGACGGCCUAGAUCAUUAUUCUAAUAUUCUGUACGUCAUGGGUGCUAGGCCGCAACUCGCAUUUGUAGCUCAGCUGGCCACUGCUACUGAUAAAUUUCGUCCUGAAACAUGUUGUGUCGUCGGAAAUUAUUACUCACUGAAAUCAGAGCAUGAGAAGGCGGUAAUGUACUUCCGACGUGCUCUUAACCUGGACCGAAAUUUCCUUUCCGCAUGGACAUUGAUGGGACACGAGUACAUUGAGAUGAAGAAUACACACGCCGCCAUAGAAUCUUAUAGGCGCGCCGUGGAUGUGAAUCGAAAGGAUUACCGAGCAUGGUAUGGCCUGGGCCAGGCUUACGAAGUUCUCGAUAUGGCUUUUUAUGCUUUGUUUUAUUACCAACGCGCUGCUGCCCUGCGUCCAUAUGACCCUAAAAUGUGGCAAGCGGUGGGGUCUUGCUACGCAAAAAUGGGACGGCCUGGCCAGAGCAUUCGUGCUCUUAAGCGUGCGCUGGUUGCAGGAUCAUAUUAUGAUACCAGUGGUUCUGCAAUGAAUUCGUUUGCUAGCGGGGCCGCUGCUGGCAGUAAGUUUCCACCCGGGGGGCCAGAAAGUGCUCAGCUUGGGCGACGCAUCCUCGAUCCGGAGACGCUACAUCAAAUCGCCACUUUAUAUGAACGCCUAGGCGACGAAGAGGAGGCCGCCGCGUAUAUGGAGCUUACUCUGCAGCAGGAGACAGGACAGACAAGCUCAAAUGAUUAUGCUGAUGGUGGUGAUACCGACGCAGAAGACGAUGGAAUACCUGCUUCACGGCGGACAUCAGCAUUUACUCAUCAAAAUGACGAGUUGAAUGAUGAGCCAACGGGCACGGGUGUGACUGCAACUACCAGUAAGGCCCGGUUAUGGCUUGCCAGAUGGGCUCUACGACAUAGUGAUCUGGAUCGCGCCGAUCAGCUGGCUGGUGAAUUAUGUCAGGACGGAGUAGAAGUUGAGGAGGCAAAGGCGUUGAUGAGAGAUGUAAGGGCGAGAAGGGAGGGCAGCGAAUAA
This is a messenger RNA of Ophidiomyces ophidiicola, 2085 nucleotides long. It is a transcript of the gene cut23, whose product is annotated as Anaphase-promoting complex subunit 8. The record is from RefSeq and is a predicted model, not a curated record. Bases 1 to 2085 code for a protein of 694 amino acids. Gene Ontology annotation, cellular component: anaphase-promoting complex. Gene Ontology annotation, biological process: cell division. The transcript has 4 exons. Gene Ontology annotation, molecular function: protein binding. NCBI's taxonomy places the organism in Eukaryota, Fungi, Ascomycota, Eurotiomycetes, Onygenales, Onygenaceae.